AUGCCCGGCCAUGGCACUCCGGACGAAAACCCAUGCAAAGAAUCUUACACGCCUCCUUCCUUAUGCUCCUCCUCCUCUGCACAUCAGGUGCCAUCGACGAGAAGGAAGCUGAACCGCUUCUCCGAUGGAAGUCCACCCACCCUGCUGCCGGCCAACAACGGCGAGAAGCCAUCACCGUCGACCCCUCUGCCCACGUGGUCGCCUACCCUGCCGACGUGCUCCUGGUCGGGCAUCAAGUGCGACGCCGCAGGCCGUGUCGCCGGGCUCAUCCUCCCCAGCGCCGGCCUCCACGGCACGCUUGAUGCGCUCGACCUCAUGGGAGGAUUCCCUCUAGUCCUCAAGAGAUGCACGAGUCUAAUGAUUCUAGAUCUUGGUGAGAACAAGUUUUCUGGAACAAUUCCUUCAUGGAUAGGAUCUAGCCAUCCAUCGCUAAGGAUCCUUCGAUUACGAUCAAACAUGUUCCUUGGGAGCAUUCCAUGGCAGCUACGUAUCACUGCUCUCUUCCCUACAACUGCUGGAUCUGGCAGGCAAUAG
Miscanthus lutarioriparius is the source of this 534-nucleotide messenger RNA. NCBI's taxonomy places the organism in Eukaryota, Viridiplantae, Streptophyta, Magnoliopsida, Poales, Poaceae. The record is from the annotation of a GenBank genome assembly.